ACAGAAAAAUCUCCACAGUGAUGAGUUAGAAGAUGGACAUGACGGCUUGAGGGGCAGGCAAGUUCAUUUUUCCGACACUUUUUUUCCAGAACCACCCAGAAGAACAGUUACUUUGAAGACCUUUACUUUAUUUUGUUAUAUCCACCAUUUCACUCGGUCCUAUUCCAAAACAGCUGUCUAGCAUUGGCAGAGAACCUGGGGGAGUGUGCCGUUCUUUUUCAAAUCCACAGGAGAUAUCCUCAGCUUUUUGUGUCAGGCCGUGGUCAUGUCUGCUGAAAAACCGAAAAACACAUCAGAGAGUGUGCUGCUGCAUCCUCUGGACACGGCGGCUGCCCCCGAGCCAGAGCUGCUGUGUAUCUUUGGAACGGGGGACUUGGGACGCUCCCUGGGCCAGCGUCUGCUCCAGUCUGGCUACAGGGUGGUGUAUGGCAGCCGCAGACCUACCAGCUGUGGCCCCUUGCCUCAGGGAACUCAGGUGAUGAGCCAUGCUGCAGCAGCCCAGUCAGCCAGUGUGGUCUUCGUUUGUGUUCACAGAGAAAACUACGAAUUCCUGGAGACUCUUGCGCCUCAGCUCAGGGGGAAGGUGCUGGUGGACGUCAGCAACAACCUGAAGAAAAAUCUAUAUCCGGAGGCCAAUGCUGAGUAUCUGCAGAGGCUGAUCCCUGGAGCUCAAGUGGUGAAAGCUUUUAACACGUUGUCUGCCUGGGCUCUGCAGAAUGGACCCUCAGAUGCCAACAGACAGGUUUUCCUCUGCGGAAACAGUGCAGAGGCAAAUCAGGCAGUAGCAAAGACGGCCACCAAACUGGGCUUCACAGUUCUGGACAGAGGGUCUCUGUCUGCAGCCAGAGAACUGGAGGACUUCCCCCUGCAGCUGUUCCCAGAGUGGAGGCUGCCUCUACGCGUGGCUGUCGGCCUCAUUGCUGCCUUGUUCUUCUAUGUGCUCAUUAGAGAUGUCAUCUACGCAAAGGUUGAACUGGGGAAAGACAUCUCCUUCAGAAUCAUGGUUUCCCUGGCCAACAAGGUGUUUCCCAUUGUGUCACUCAUCAUGUUGUCCCUGUGUUACCUGCCUGGUGUCAUCGCUGCCUUCCUUCAGCUCUACAGAGGAACCAAAUACAAGCGUUUCCCUGACUGGCUUGAUCGCUGGAUGCUGUGCAGGAAACAGCUGGGACUGGUAGCACUUGGCUUGGCCUUUCUUCAUGUGCUCUACACCCUCAUCAUCCCCAUUAGAUAUUAUGUGAAGUUCAGGAUCGCUGCUAGCACCGUCUUACAGAUGAAGGAGAACCAAACCAAAGAGUUUAACACCGUCUGGGCCUGGCAAGGUGACUCGUUCUACUCUACGGGGAUACUGGGAUUUGGCAUGUUUCUCCUCUUGGGGAUAACCUCUCUUCCCUCCGUCACCAAUGCUCUCAGCUGGAGAGAGUUCAACUUCAUACAGUCAAAGCUGGGCUACCUCACAGUAUUCCUCUGCACCUUUCACACCUACCUGUAUGGCUGGAACAAGUUCCUCAGACCAUCUUCCUACAAAUGGAACACUCCUCCGGCCUUCAUGCUCAGUCUGGUGUUGCCUACUGUAGUCAUGGUGCUCAAGCUGUUGCUCCUACUGCCCUGCGUGGACCGUCGCCUCACCCGCAUUCGUCAGGGCUGGGAGAGGACCGAUCCAAAAGAUGACAGCCGGAAAUCACUGCUAGCAUAAGGAAAUCACAGUUGCAGACACAAAAAAAUUGGUAUGCACAGAAACACACACACACACACAAAGACACCACAGGGACUUACCCUCCAAGGGCUCUAUUAUCAGGUGAUCAUUGUUCUGGACGUCAUAGAUCCUAGACUAAACAGUUACACCAAUUGUUUUUUGAUUUCUCACUUUAUCUACUCAUGUCGGAAUGGUUCCAUUUUGUGAAUGUAUUGUGUGAUACAGAGGCACCGUGAAGUGUUUCAUGAGUCAUACAAAUACCUUGGACCUAUAUAGACAAUCAUAGACAUGUGUUAGAACAGCAAUGCUACAUUUCAAGCAGCUAUUUAUUUAGCUAUCUAUUUAGCUUUAGAUACACUAUAUGGAUGCUUAUGUUUUUGGUUUUUAACUUCAUACCUUUUUUUCUGUAAAUUUUGACUUCUUUUUUGAUUUUGUUCUCACUAAAGUACUGUGAAAUGUCCUUCAAAAUAAACUUCGCCGAAACUGAACAACAUAGUCUAGUAUAUAUAUCUCAUCCUCUCUGGAAGCUCAGUCAAACUCAGAGAGUUUUCCCCUGCUGAGUUGAGUGUGCUCUGUCUGAUCUCUCUCCAGGGGUCAUCCCUCUGGCUGAUCUGAUGCCGUUUUUCAGGAAACAUUCGCUCUGAGCUACAGGUUUCUCCCGAGUCACUACUGGAUCACAUCAGACCAGUGGAGAAAGGAGUGUGCAGACUCCUCCAUCACACAGGAGUCCACUGCAGGGAGCACAUGUUACGUGGUUGUGACAGUACAGAUAGGCCCCUGAUGUUUUCGCAGCAGCAAGUCAAUUUUGGUGAUCGUGAAAGGGGGGUGAAGAAAACAGGACUCAGAGAACUCGUAGUUGUAGAGUGACACAUGAUCACCAAGCAUGAAUCUCUGAACACUGACAAGGAGGCACAUACACAUGCAGUGACUUGUCACAUGCAUUGAUGCAUUCACAACACAGGGCACACACACACACACACACACACACGCACACACACCUGGAAAACAGAGGAAAAUAACGACAAAGUAAAAGUUUCACAGUCCUAUUUUAACUGAAAUAUUAAUCACAAGAUUGAUGAGUGCUACAUUUGGUAAAUCAGAGAACAGAGACCUGCUUAAUUGUGAAGCUUAUGAAUGAACAAAUUACAAUGACAAUGACGUCAGGUUGGUAUGCAUAGUUACUGUACUGAUAGAAUUGUACAUGCCACAUCUCAUAGGUUAUGGGGUGUGUAGAAAGAGAUUCAGGUUCAGAAAUUGUCAACGGAGAACAGGAGUUUAAACUGAUGUGCAUACAGGAAACAAAAAAAACACCAACUUAUAAUGUGUAUAUAAAUAUAUCUAUACAUUCAUAUACAUAUCUAUGUACUGUAAAUGUGACAACCUAAUUGUUGUUUUGCUUUUAUUGUACAGUAUCUAAAAUUGAAUAUGAAUUGGAUGUUUUUAGGAAACAUGUUUGAUCAACAUGACACAGCUGAAGCACUGGUGCUCAUUCCCUUUUCAACCAGAAAUUACUUGCAGAAGACACAUUAACUUGUGUUUAACAAUAAUAAUAAAGAAACAGAAGACAAAGCAAUAAGCAAACUAACAAAAACAGAAAGGUUAGUCGAAAUGAACUUGUGAUUAACUGGUCUUUAGUGAGUUUCCUCACAGCAUCAAAGUCUUUUUUCAUAAAUCAAGAAUGAUGGGUUGGCCACAUAUGGGGUAUGAACAUGUAAAGUAUGCUGUUCAGAUUUCAUCAAUCAAUACCUAAUAUUUCAUGUUCUUUACAAUUCUGUACAAGGACCUUUAGUAGAAAUUGUUCUCAAAGUAUCUUUUUCUAAUGCAAAUGUUUUUAUCCUAACAAAUUAUUUUAUUUUUGUGCCUAAAGUAUAAUUAAUUAAUUAAUAUAUACUAAGCCUGAUCUAAUCCUCACUCCGUAUAGGAAGACUGCUUAUAGAAGACAAUAGAAAGAACUUUUUAAACUCUUAAGACUCUUCAUGUUUUAUCAAUUCAAAAAUUAAACUUCUUUUCUGUA
Molecule: messenger RNA, 3707 nt
Organism: Scophthalmus maximus (turbot)
Lineage: Eukaryota; Metazoa; Chordata; Actinopteri; Pleuronectiformes; Scophthalmidae
Product: metalloreductase STEAP4
Exons: 10
Coding region: 266-1693 (475 amino acids)
Biological process (GO): copper ion import
Cellular component (GO): plasma membrane; endosome
Molecular function (GO): cupric reductase (NADH) activity; ferric-chelate reductase (NADPH) activity
Source: RefSeq, a predicted model, not a curated record